Messenger RNA from Mytilus trossulus (common blue mussel), 726 nucleotides. RefSeq lists its product as uncharacterized. The record is from RefSeq and is a predicted model, not a curated record. Lineage: Eukaryota; Metazoa; Mollusca; Bivalvia; Mytilida; Mytilidae. Bases 1 to 726 code for a protein of 241 amino acids. The transcript is spliced from 6 exons.
AUGGAAAGACAUAUCUCAAUAAUACGUUUCUUCCUUUGUUACACAGUAUUUGUUACUGCUUUUGGACAUUCUAUGUACUCCAGAUAUGCACCAGGAAAGAAAGGAAAAACUGAAUUUCCUUGUACUUUGCCAUGCCCAUGGAGAGGGAAAACCUUCGACACUUAUAACCUUAAUGGGGUCGAUACUUUUCCUAAUUGGACCAUUGACGCUUCUGGAAAAUCAGGAGCUAUCCCAAUAGGACUUGUAUUCGAGUGUUAUCAAAUUAAUGAUAGAUUUAUUAUUUUCAGAAUUCGUGGUACCGACACAUUCUUUUGUUCAACAUUCUUCUAUGACGGAAGUACGGACCCGGUGAAAUUUGCUCUAAAUGAUGUCGAUUCAGCUGAUGGUCUUAUCACCUUUGAAAACAAAACGGACGAAUUCAACGAUAUAUGUGAAGUUUGCAAAUUUCCAUCAUUUGCAAAGCUACUAUUUGUAGGACCAAAUGAUCCCGACGUCGAAUGCAAUCUACCAUCUUACUGUGAACCUUCUGAGUCAUGUACUUCAUGUGCUGUAUGUAAAAAUAAUGGCAAUGUUCCUAAAGCGUGUAAGAAGAACAAAUGUAGAGAUUCCUUCAAAAGAAAAGGAUCUUAUAAGAAAACAUUCUGGAAGCGAAGAUACAGAAAAAGUUUGAAAAUGAAAGGGAGAAGAAGAGCGAAGAGUUGGUUAUAUGGCAGAAGAUACACAUGA